This is a messenger RNA of Cuscuta campestris, 2169 nucleotides long. The record is from the annotation of a GenBank genome assembly. NCBI's taxonomy places the organism in Eukaryota, Viridiplantae, Streptophyta, Magnoliopsida, Solanales, Convolvulaceae.
GCAGAAAACGUUGAAGAGGUGUUUGAAGUAACCCAUAGAGUAUUUUUGGACGUCGAUAUCGAUAAGCAGCGAAUAGGAAGAAUUGUUAUCGGAUUAUAUGGCAAAGAUGUACCAAAAACAGCUGAGAACUUCAGGGCAUUGUGCACAGGGGAGAUGGGGAAGACUGCAAAAGGAAUUUCCCUUCAUUAUAAGGGAAAACCAAUUCACCGCAUAAUACCUGGAUUCAUGAUUCAAGGUUGAGAUAUUGCAUACGGUGAUGGAAGGGGAAACGAGUCCAUAUAUGGAGGUAGCUUUCCUGAUGAAAACUUCAAGAUCAAGCACUCCCACCCAGGUGUUGUUUCCAUGGUGAACUUUGGACGCGAUUCUAAUGGCUGCCAGUUUUUCAUUACGACUGUACGUCAAGACAAGCUGGUUGGACAGGGAGCAUGUUGUGUUUGGGAAAGUUAUUGAAGGGAUGGACACGGUGUAUGCAGUUGAGGGGGGAGCCGGGACCUACAGUGGGAAGAAGGUCACCGUUGCUGAUUCUGGAGAGAUACCUAAGAGCCAGAAAGAGCAGCUGUAUUUUGUAUUGACGUUUGAUUGGCCUUCCCAUUGCUACUGUCCGGCGGAAUUACGCCCCCACUGGCCGGCGGUAUUACGAAGGAAUUACAACGCAAGCCAUGGCAAACGAAAGCUUUCUCGAAGUUAUUCCCAGCAGAGACAUAGAUGGCCGUUCAAAUCACCUGAAACUAGGUAUCUGGGAGCCUCCUAUGUCUACAGUCACCGACGUAUUGUUAACAGCGGCGAGGAUGGCUGUCUCUCCUCAUCUCCUAGUAAAAACUGUGAGGGGACAAAGAUCUUCUUAAGGGCUUUGGGUAUUUUUCUGGAUAGGAUUACUCUCUCCCAGUAUGGGAAGGAAGAGAAUAAUCAUUUUGACGUUGAUAACUCAGUCAUAAAGGUGGAUGUAGACCAGGGUCUAGUUGAUUGUAAUAUUUCUGUCCAAGAUGCUUCAGAGAUUAGGAUCACAGGUAACACUUCUACUUUGGUUUCUGAGGGUCGGAUUGAUAUGGUUUUGAGGGGUGAGGAUAGGUCUGAUGUUCCUCAGGAUGCAACGGAUAAGCAGUUAGCUCUUUGUCAUAGUCCUAACCAGGACGGUGAACACCAGCCUUCUUAUUUAAUUGAAUACCCUUUGCUGCCAAGAUCUAGGCUUUCUCCCUUAGCUGCUGAAUUCAUACCCACCAUGCCCAAUUCAUUUGCAGCUCUUUUCAACCAGGGAGAUUACACAACUAUAGAUUCUACAAUAGAGGAAGAUCUAUUAGCUCAUAUCAAUGAUAAAAAUAUGGCCCUUUGGAAUAAUGCCAUUGAGGAUUUUCUACUAGAAAGAGAUGAGCCUAUUUUGUACACCCAUUCAGAGGGUGAAGAUAAUGUUUUUAUUGAUUAUGCAAUUAAACCCCUCCAAAUUGACACCUCAAGAUGCUCUAAGACACCACUCAAUUUGGGAAGGGUGUUUAAAGGUAAGAAAACUUUCUCCCCUUCUCAAAUGGUGACUAGGAGUAAAGCACGACUUUUAGAUGAAGGUAGAAAAAAGACCCCUAUAGGUUGCCUGGAGGACCCCGAUGAACCAACAGAUACAUUCGCUGCCGAGAUCAUAGAAGCCUUCAAGAAAACCUGUCCUUCUCAGAAGGAGGUUCCUCCUAAAAAACAACAACAACCACUGACUAGAAGCCAAAAAAAGAAAGCCAAAAAGAAGCUUAAACAAGCCAGUGGAUCUGGACUGACUUCACAAGGCACGUUCUCUACUCUAAAAUGGUUUGCUGUCGGACCUUUGUUUGCUUGCUUUUAGAAUUCCUCACAUGUGAUAUGGAUUCCGGACAAGACUAGAGGAAAUGCCGGAAAGUUUCGUCGGACAUUGUCACCAGGUUUCUUCGCCGGAUCUAGCUGCCACUUAGGUUCUUCGUCGAUCCAAUUGAGGUAGGGGCCAAGAAUUAGAUGAGGAGCAGCCCGGAGGACAGUGAAGCGUGACACUGGUGGAUGGCCCAAAGCUGUCUGAAAUUGAAUUGAAUACCUGUUGACUUUUAUUUUGUUGAACUACAAGAAUGUUGACGACGUUAUUUUAAAGACUUCCGCAAUGUUUGAAUUAUCUACUCUAAUUAUUUAUGAAUUGUUUUUAAAUAAAUGUGAAUUGAUAUU